Molecule: messenger RNA, 1512 nt
Organism: Opisthorchis viverrini
Lineage: Eukaryota; Metazoa; Platyhelminthes; Trematoda; Opisthorchiida; Opisthorchiidae
Exons: 5
Biological process (GO): regulation of transcription by RNA polymerase II
Molecular function (GO): DNA-binding transcription factor activity, RNA polymerase II-specific; cAMP response element binding
Source: RefSeq, a predicted model, not a curated record
AGCACACCGGAGCUCUGUGCUAUAUUAUCAUUUAUUCAGUGGGGAGGUCGCUGUACACAUAAUCACUCCGCCAUUAUCGCAGUGAUAUCUGGAUCUCCAUCUCGCUUUUUACAGACAUGAAUAGACAUGAGCAUACUUGUUAAUCCAUAUACGCCAAAAAUCAGAGUUGUACACGAAUCACCGGGCCAUGAAGUUUCUGGCAACAGCUUGAAUCCAACCGUCUCUAGUACCUGUGCAGAUAUUUUCCGCGUCAUGUAUUCUCCGAACAUUUCGGUCCUGGACCAUCAAGAGACCGUUGAGACGGAUGAUUCUCAUCAGACUUCUGAUAUCUCACCAGACAGAGACAAAGAUGAUCCGGUCACAAACAGUUUGUUCUCCUUUGAAUUGGAUGCAAAUGGUUUACCGCGGUGUUUGCUGGAUCAGGUGGAUGAGGUGCCAGUCGAUCUUAGUUGGUUGGACAUUCUCGGUCCAACAACUGAUCCCGUUGACUUGAAUGACAUCAAUGUUAUGCCAUUGUCAUCGCCGCGUUUGGCGACCGCUCUGGAUAUUCAAGUCAGUGUUGAUCGUGACAAGUCUGACAAGAAUACACCAGUCUCCGUUACAAACGCCAAAACACCAUCCUCAUCGACAGCGUUGUUGGAUAUACCACGCAACUUUCCUUCGCCUUUAUAUAGGCCUGAUUUGACAGCACAUAUACGCUUAAAGCAACACAACUCCGAUUACAGACGAAAACAGGUAGAUGAAAAUGUUGAUAUACCCUCACGUGGCCCGAUAAACGCUGGCAUAGAAAAGUGUCUGAACAACGAAGAUCUGAUCACCGGAAAGCCGGGUCAACGCUUGUGUCUCACUGCGGAAGAACGGAAAAUGUUGCACUCUAUGGGCAUCCGGUUGCCAACACGGUUCCCCUUAACUCGAGCGGAGGAGAAAGCACUGCGUACCGUGCGGCGUAAAAUUCGAAACAAACUCUCAGCCCAGGCUAGUCGAAUUAGACGUCAGGAGUACAUGGUCGAUUUGGAACGUCGAAUGGCACUAUCUACCAAGGAAAACCAGCGGUUGCGGCGCCAUAUCGAAACACUGGAAAACGACAAGCGUGAUCUUCUAUCGCACAUCCAUAAGCUGCGAUCCUACAUUUCCAAAGUGCUAAACCGUCACGAUCGACUCACCCCUCUGCCACUCUUUGUCAAACCAAGAACAACACUGAAGUCUGGAUCACAAGCCGCAGCGGCUGGCGGAACCAGUCUUCUGAUUUUGACCUUCAUGAUCCUUGCUUGGACAGCAAUGGUACCGUUUCCGUCAAUACGUUUCUUCAAGCUAGACGCCCUCUCUCAAGCGGUCGAUCCUAAAAGUGCUUACAGCUUCUUUCCAGGACGUUCCCGCACUCUGUUAGAGAGUAAGCCUAUCGAGAAUGUGGCGUUGGAAAAAGAUAUCGCAGAAGACGACCGGCUCUCAUAUUCUUCUAUCCCGUCUCAUAGGACACAUGGAAAGCAAAAACCAGAGCUCCCUUCUUUGGAG